AUGAAACGCAUCUUCCGGAGAAAGCUGCGGUCCAACCUGACCUCGCUGGAUGACGUCAGGCCGUUUCAGCGACGCCUCAGCCUUCCAGCCCCCAAUGAGGUGGAAAUUCUCCAUUCCAUCAACAACGCCGCCACAGAACCCCACGAACCAGAUGACUUCUUGGACGAGGAGUCCGUGGCGCUUUCCGAGACAGAAACUCUAGCACAGCCCAAGUCCCACCGCUGGGACCUCCAGGAAACGUAUAUGGAGAAUUACACCGAGUAUCUUCCGUACGUGAUGAACAGGCUCAGGGCUCAGGCACUAGACGAACAGAGGGCUAGAGCUGAGGACCUCAGUCCCACAGCGACUUUGGAUGACGAUGAAACGAUGAUUCUGGAACUGGAGCUGGGAAAUUGCAUCUUGGGCCGGCCCCCGGAUGCCUGGAACUUGAAGCGCAGCUUGGUGGUGCUGAGAGAGUUCAUCAAGGGUACCACCUACUUGUUUGCAGACAUGCGGGCGUUUGAAAAGUUCCGCUACUUGCGGGCCAACCAGAAAAAGCUCAACAAAAACACUUUUAUUGUCUACGAUGCCGAGGGCAAUAUCAAAAAAGUGAGAGGGAAGCCGCCGUCAGAGGAAAACAUGGCCCUGCUUACGAGAAAGGGCUCUGUGGUGGACCAACGACAGCACAUUAUACCCGUUGACCAUAAACUCCGGGGUGACGGCUUGCCCAUUUUCAAAAUCAUCAGCCCCUACAUGUCCUCGUUCCGCAAAAAGGUGCCGUAUAUGGUGUUCCGUCGGUAUCGCCAGAUUCCGCUUCGUCCCAAAGGCACAGAAAAAGACGACGAGGACGAGAAUUACGAACUGUACGUCUUCUGCACUGUUCAGGUCAAAAACUACUCCCUCUACCGCCGCUUCAUCUUCUACUUCACUCCUGAAGGUCUUCCCCCUCUGAAGUUGUUGGUUUUCCAGAACAACCACCGGCCAUUUGCAGAUUUCAACUACCGAGACACCCGUUUCCGGAUCCUGGGAACCUGUCUCACAAAUCCAUACCUCAUGAGCUACAACCCCGAAAUGAAGUUGCUUGUGCUUGGGCCUCGCCAAAACUCGCUUUGCGACAAUAUUAUAGACAAGCUGAGCCAGAACGCCGCCAAGUCCGGCUCUACUAUCGACCUCACAGACAAUAUCCUGCCUGAAGACUUCCCCAACCCUGUUCCCCAUCCCAAGAACCCCAUUUUAGCUGACGAUGAUGGUCCCUUAUCAAGAACAUCUAUCAGAACCUACAUUCUCAACAAGAUGCCACCUUUUGGUCGCUUCCUCGACUCAUGUGCAUACAUGGACGACUCCCCGUUGUUCCCAAAACGAUACUCAGAAACAGGCAAGGUUGAAUUGUACCAGGACAAUACUAACAUGGACCCUCACGCUGAUCUCUCACUUGCCUCGAGUCUCGAUCACGACAGCUUGGUGAUUUCUACGGUGUUUUUGACGCUCCAGGAAACAAGAACAAGAAACACCAAUCGCUAUGCCUCCAACAAGUUCAUGGGAGGUGUAGGUGGAGGUGCUUACCUUGCUGGUCUGGCGGGUAGAGGCAUUGAGCCACAUCAUAUUGGCACUUUCACCAUGAAUGCCCUCUAG
Molecule: messenger RNA, 1611 nt
Organism: Candidozyma duobushaemuli
Lineage: Eukaryota; Fungi; Ascomycota; Pichiomycetes; Serinales; Metschnikowiaceae
Exons: 1
Coding region: 1-1611 (536 amino acids)
Source: RefSeq, a predicted model, not a curated record